AGACCCAGUUUUCAGUAUCAUUGCCAAAGAUAUGCAUGAGAGGUUUGACAAGUACUGGAAGGAUUGCAACCUCGUGCUAUCUGUUGCUGUUGUGAUGGAUCCACGUUUUAAGAUGAAGCUUGUUGAGUUCAGUUACUCGAAGAUUUAUGGCGUCGAGGCUGCGAAGUAUGUUAAGGUGGUAAAUGAUUCAGUGCAUGAGCUUUUUAAGGACUGUAGCACAGCCACUCCCUGAGCAAGGAGCAACUAAUCAUGCAGCUGCCAAUGGGAAUAACACCCAUGCAAAUCAGCCUUCAACUGGUGAUGGUCUUCUAGACUUUGAUAUGUAUCUUUCUGAGAUUGCCACAAGCCAGCCCUCAAAAUCUGAACUAGAGCAGUACCUGGAUGAAUCACUCACUCCGCGUAUCCAAGAGUUUGACAUUCUGAACUGGUGGAAGCUUAACACACUCAAGUUCCCAACGCUCUCGAGGAUGGCACGUGAUAUCUUGGCAAUUCCAAUGUCCAUGGCGACCAAUGGCAGCUCCAUAUUUUCUGCAGGAACAGGAACCCGCAUGCUCGAUGAUUACAGAAGCUCGCUCCGGCCGGAAAUCGUGGAGGCGCUUGUCUGCGCGAAGGACUGGCUUCCGUAUUCGACCACUGCACCGGAGGCGCCGAGUUCUGGGCUGCUUGGCAAGAUGGAGUAGGCUCGCUUCCUUGCUGGGGCAUGCAUAUAUUUCAGGUACCUAUGGGCGGUCUUUAACUGUAGGUGUAUUUGGGCCAGAGUUUGUGAAGUGACUGAUCACUGUCAUUGGUUCUGUCCUAGAAUGCAAUUUGCUGUGUAGAACUCUGUUAACUCCUCCAUGCUGUUAUGUACCUUUUCAUGUGCCGUGUAACCUGUGUGUUGUAA
Molecule: messenger RNA, 883 nt
Organism: Lolium rigidum
Lineage: Eukaryota; Viridiplantae; Streptophyta; Magnoliopsida; Poales; Poaceae
Product: zinc finger BED domain-containing protein RICESLEEPER 2-like
Exons: 1
Coding region: 183-680 (165 amino acids)
Molecular function (GO): protein dimerization activity
Source: RefSeq, a predicted model, not a curated record